UUGGUCAAAGAUAAGGAUAUUUUACUUUAGAUUAAUUGUGUUCAACUUUCGUGAAAAUGCAGAUUUUAAUAAAUCGACUUCAGAAAAGGCCUUCUUAUGAACCAGCUCAAGCUAUAUUAUCUCACACGGGUUUGAUUAAGAGUGAAGAUGGAUCCAGGAGACUUAGAGGUCAAUCUAUUGUUGACUAAUUGUCGUGGUUAUUUGAAAAAAGUUCAAGUCGAUGCUUUACAAUUUUCUCUUGGACGAAUUCCUACUGCUACAGAUGCAACAGGGAAACUUAAACGAGGCUGAUUCCCAAUAAAACUUGUUUCUUGAUUCCUGAAAGGAUUAAUAAUAUGACUUGUUUUUAAAGCGUUUAUAACUUCUUAAGAAGAUUAAAGUUCUUGCUAUUUAAAGGCAAUGCAUGAAGAAUCCUUUUGUCAGUUCUCAUCCUCAUCUAUCUCUAGUCAAACUUGAAAUGAAUUCAUUCGUACCUCUUUUGUUGUUUACAUUACCCAUCAUCUCAAAUGGACUCCAUUUGUCUUAUAAAAAGUCACAAUCGACUUUCCAAUCUUAUGACAAUGAAUUGACUGAUCAAGUCUGUGGUCGCGAUACUAUCCCAGGAAAAAUGCCAUUCUACGCUUCAAUAGAAGCAGAUGAUCCAACCAAGCAUUUCAAAUUGUGUAAUGGUGUCUUGAUUGCAAAUCGAUGGGUUUUGACUCCGGCCCAUUUUAUAUUCAGUUCUUUUGAAUCCAUACGAGUUGUUCUAGGUGACAAAUGGAACAAAAAAACAAUUGGAGUGGAAUCAGCGCACUUCCUUCCGGAUUUAGAUCGCAAAACACCUAUGAACAAUAUUGCCCUUUUAUUAUUGAAAGAACCAGUUCAGUUCAGUAGGAAUAUCCAACCAAUUUGUUUACCAGAACCUGGAGAAACUUUUUAUGGUCGCUAUGGAACACUGGCUGGCUGGACAGAACGGAAUCCAACAGAGAGAAAAUUACCUUCAAGUAUGCAUACAACCAGUUUGCCGAUUAUAAGAUCUGGUGAUUGUAGAAGAUUUUACGAUAAACCUGAAUUUAUUGACAAAAAUCUCACUGAUUCCUUAUUUUGUGCUGGUUACCCGGAAGGACCAAAAGAUGCAUGUCCUAAACUUGGUGAUCCGUUGAUGGUGAAAGUUCGAAAACAUUGGGUGAUUGCUGGAAUCACAGUGGCUAACAUGAGCUGUUGGAGGUCUCAUGCACUCGAUGCUUACCUUAGAGUUGGAUUUUUCUUGGACUGGAUUAAAAGCACAAUAGAAAAAUAUAAUAGUUGAAAUGUAUUCUGAAAUGAUUUGUAUGUUCACCUUUUUUCUUUGGUAAAUUAAAUAUAAUUUUCAAAAUAUGUUUUAGUCUGCCGUCUUGGUAUGCAAUCAAAAGCUCUUUUUCGGAAAGUGAUUCAGGAAGAUUUGAAAAUGCAUACUGUGAUAAUGGUUUAGGAUUUAAGGAGAUAAAUUUUAGGUUGAGCAUUGGGUAAUAUAAAAUCUUGAAGUCUUUAAAUCAUCUUUUGUGGUCGUAAGCGACGCGAGAAUAAAGGA
Molecule: messenger RNA, 1549 nt
Organism: Tetranychus urticae (two-spotted spider mite)
Lineage: Eukaryota; Metazoa; Arthropoda; Arachnida; Trombidiformes; Tetranychidae
Product: chymotrypsinogen B-like
Biological process (GO): proteolysis
Molecular function (GO): serine-type endopeptidase activity
Source: RefSeq, a predicted model, not a curated record